AUGUCUUCUAAAUUAAACGGGUUGAAGAAGUCAACUUACAAGGUUAAAUGCAAACUUCGGUGCCUCCGACUCGAAGUGCCGUGGUACGAAUCGCCUCGUGUUCCUCCGGGUGAGCCUGUCAUCCUGGACGAAGACGGCAAGCAGUUGCAGGGACUGGUGGGUCCGUUCAACGAAGGAGACCCGCUCCAACUCACCUGCCAAGUGGAUGUCGGCAAACCGCGACCCGCGGUCACCUGGUGGAAGGACUACGCUCAGCUGGACGAGUCCUACUUCUUCUCGCCCGACGGGGCCCUGGUGAAGAACAAGCUGGAGGUGGGCGCCAUCACGAGGAACGACCUGCUGGCCAUCCUCACCUGCCAGGCGUCCAACAACAACAUCACGGUGCCGGCUUCCAGCUCCAUCACCUUGGACCUGAACCUUAAGCCCCUGGACGUGACGAUUCAGCCCCCGGAGCGGCCUCUGUCGGCCAACAAGGAGGUGGAGCUGGUGUGCUCGUCGAGCGGGUCCCGGCCCCCGGCGGCGCUGACCUGGUGGAAGGGCGACCAGCAGAUCCGGCCGGCCCGGGACGAGGAUAGCAAGGGCGGCCUGAGCGCCAGCACCUCGGUGCUCCUCUUCACGCCCACGGUGGACGACAACAACCGCAUCCUGUCCUGCAGGGCCGAGAACAAGGCCAUCCCGGGCAGCGCGCUCGAAGAAGGGUGGAAGCUGGAGGUCUACUACGCCCCGAUAGUGACCCUCCAGCUGGGCAGCAAUCUGCGAGACGGCGAGAUUCAGGAGGGCCGAGACGUGUACCUCGACUGCAAGAUUGUCGCCAACCCUUACACGAGCGACGUGGGCUGGCUCUUCGAGGGCCGGGAGCUGGCCUCCAACGCCACAGCGGGGGUUAUCGUGAGCACCCAGAGCCUGGUGCUGCAGCGGGUCCGCAGGGCCCAGAGGGGCCGCUACGCCUGCUCGGCCACCAACAAGGAGGGCCGGGGCGUCAGCAAAGACCUCUACCUCAGGGUGAAGUAUGCGCCUGUCUGCAAGGCGGGACAGAAGUGGGUGUACGGCGUCUCCAAGCAGGAGUCGGUGUCGGUGCGGUGCGACCUGGACGCCGACCCGUCGGAGGCGAGCUUCCACUGGGUCUUCAACAGCUCGCUGACGGGAAAGCGCAUUGACAUAAUGCAGGGAGUCUCGUCGAGCGGGUCGCGCAGCGUCGUCAGCUACCUGCCCAAGACAGACGACGACUACGGCACACUACUCUGCUGGGGCACCAACUCGGUCGGCAUCCAGAGGGACCCCUGCGCCUUCGCAAUCGUGCCCGCAGGUCUGCCGGACUCCGUGAUCAACUGCUCCCAGAUCAACGCCACCGAGAGCGGCAUGUCCCUAGAGUGCGUGGAAGGGCCCUGGGACGGGGGCAUGUCCUCCCCGGUGUUCGUCGCCGAGGUGUACGACCUCGAGUCCGGGAGCCUGAAGUCCAACCUGAGCUCACUGCCUGGCACGCCCGCUUUCGUCGUCCGCGGUCUGCCCGGAGGCGCCAGCUUCAGGGUCCUGGUGUACGCGACCAACGGAAAAGGACGUAGCGCCCCAUUCAUUCUCAUGGCCCAUACGCUGAGGCCUGCAGAGAAGUUUACCGCAGGUGUUCAGGGAAUGAUCGUAAUCCGACCAGUGCUGGGAGUCCUCAUUGGCGUCGUCAUUGCACUGGUCAUUGCUGCAAUCGUCGUCAUCAUAUUUAUCCGCUGCAAAAAACAUGGGCGAAGCAAAGGUUCCCAAAAGGAGAACAUGGAAGACAAGUCAUUAACGCUUCUGAAAAAGGAUCCAGAUGAGUCGGUGGACCUGGAAGAGAAAGGCCCCGACAUAAUACCUGCUACAACAGUGUUUUCAGGUUACGAUGCUGCCCAUGAAAAAAUGGUGGUGUUGGCAACGGGACUCGACUCGUAUACGUCGCCGGUUCAAAUGAAAGAAACUCUAGACAGUUUAGGAAAUCACAGAACUGCAUCGCCAAAGAAGGACUGCAGCGAAGUAACCUACGCGGAGCUGUCUUUCCCCAAGGGGGUGGCAGUCCUGCCGGCGUCUGGCGGCGGCACUCUGCGGAGGACGGCGCUAAGCGCGGCCGCCGUGCUCCCGCCGCAGCUGCCGGACCCGCCCACGGAGUACGCGCGCAUCGACUUCCACCGCACAUUGCGGCCAGUGCCCGGAAACCUGGGUUUGACGGGGGAGGAGCUCGAGGACGAAGGUGGCAGCACCUGCGAGACCCCGCUCAUGGCCAACCGCAGGGAGAGUACCGUCUAGCCCCCACCGCCCCGGGGCAUCCGCGGCGGUGCCCGACCAGUGACUUUCCACGUGCGCGUGCGCGUGAGCAACAGGAUGGGCCAGCAGGACCUACGUCAGGCUGCAGUGAGAUGCUCAACUACAACAGUGCCGCCAAUUUUGGUGACUCGGGUGCUGCACACAACAAAGACAUUCGCAGCCUCCUCUCGGUGGCCGCCACACAAGCCAAGAGUGAAUUCUAGUGCCAGCCAGGACCACAGGCAUGCCGUAGCAAGAACUUGGAAAGAAACAAUUUAGGGCGUCGAGUUGUGGAGAGUUAUAUGCGCCGAGCUCUGAGGUGGAGUUUCGGCCAAGUUUACUCCUGAAACACAGCUGCUGUUUGAGAAUGCUGUAAGGGUUAAAUGAUAAUUUUUCAGGGAAAACUUUUCUCGGACAGCCCGAGUAAUCGAUUUUGACAUCGAAGGCCAUUUUAAUGAUUUUUUUUAAUGAAAUUAAGUUUUGCAGCACAACUCUGUCGUCUUGACCAAAUGUAGCAAGUCAGGUGUAGUAAACCGCAAAUACGUUUCUGAUCUCUGUCCACGUGUUUUUAACGUAAUCACGUGGACAGUCUAACUGUCCACGUGAUCUCUGUGUUUCAGCCUGUCCACGUCUGCAUCUAAAUUUUUAAUAGAGUAUUACCUCAAGAUCUCUAAUAGAGCCCCAAGGCGGGUCUAUGCUGUGCCAACAAAAUCUGAAGAAUAUUUAUGACACUUUCUAACAUGCUACAUAAUACUUACACUGCGAGGGUAAAGCUAUUAAAGAUACACAACUUUUUUCCCGCUUAAUGAGGUCAAUCUUUCAAUGGAAAUGGAAAGAUGUCACCACUAACAGUAAUUACUGAGUCAAAAACUAUCACAUAACUGUGCAGACAAGCACAUUUACAAUUUAGAUUCCGUGGCAAACAUGUCCACGAUAAACUCAUGGGUUCAGUAACCGGACUGUAAUACAUGCGUGUAGAUUUCAGUCCUAAACCAUUGCUGAAAUCUUGGAUGAAGGGAAUUUCCCUCUCGCUAAUAGGUGUAGUAGGAAGAAAAUAUAACAGCUCCUCAAACAGCAGGCAUGUCUUUUUGGAAUACACUUGUGCCUGUGUGUGGUUUGGAGCACGGAGCUUUGUGCUUCAAUGAAACGUUGAUAAUGUCCAAAUGAACUGAAAGAUACAUAUAACUAGUCAAUAAUUCCUUUCUACUGUACAGACACCCUGCUUCCUUGGCAGAAAAGGAUGAGAGCACGCAUGAAUGUACAUUGUAAUUAUUUUCUAACCCCGAGUCCUUCCUGUCUAGGACGUCAACACUUAUAUUGUUUUGCUGACUUUAUUAGCCAAUAAUGUCGUACAAUUUCAUUUGAUCUUUCUUGAGAACCAGUAGAAGCCACGAUGUGAGGCAAAAAUUUCCCAGAAAGAGCAUGGUAGCUUACCUACGUUAUUGGACUUGCUGCAGAACUCAUGGGUACGCCUGACGAACGAACCUUUAGUUAGAGUUUCGUUUUGUGUGUUAUUAGAUGUUAUAAUUUGCAGCCGCGAACGUAACCUGUUCAUUGUUGAACUCGAGCUUUGCGCUCACAAUAUUUUUUUUUUUAUAUUUCAGACAACUGCGUGAUUUAAUUGACAUCAAGAGCCGCGUAAGGCAAUUUGCGCUUCGAGUGCUAACAUAAGCAGUGAUAGGACAUAUCAGAUUGUUACGUAAAUUUUCAAUAUCCACCAAAUGUCAUUUUUGAAGGCAUAGGAAGAUGCAACCGCGGAAUAUAACCAGCGAGAAACAUUAAAGACACAUUCGAUAUCUAUUAUUCGUAUGAUGUAGCCAACAGGUUCUAAUCUCUGCCAGAAGCACGUUUUGUUGCAACUGCUAAGUGAUGUCAUAUAUUUUUGCAUGUUAAAGCGAACACUUAGAAUUCAGCUAUACUGUGCACAUCCUUAGAUACCUCUUUACAAGUAACUUGCAUAGAUACUGGGUGGAGACGAACAAUUUGCUUUACCGUUUUAAGGUUGGAAAACAUGCAACUUCACAUCUGGAUAGAUUGUCGCAAUUGAAAUCUUUGAAAACAGUAACUUCAAAAUUUUUCGUUCUUCUGGCCAUUGCUGCAAAAAUUUCAAGGCUUGAGAUAUUAAAAAAAAUACAUGCACAAAAUAAGCCUUCAGAUUGAAUGUGACACCCUAAGAAUCUAACCGGGGUACGUAAUUCGUCAAGCUGCUUUAUACUAGAGAUACAUUUUGUUUAAAACUGUCAUUAGUAUUUUUUGCAACAUCUGAUGUUAUCUAGUCAAAGCUUUUUCGCAAAAAUAUAUUUUCUUUGUGGCAUAGGUCAAUUUUAAUAAGAAAAAGUGAUAGAAAAUGGUAUACCAUUAAAUAAAGCUCCAAAUUGUUAGUCUAAUGAAAGUUGGUCCAGAUGAAUAACUCCUGAAAUAAAUGUUCCAGCCUUAACUGUCAUUUUAAUUGUUUUUACAAAAAAUGUGUUGAAAUAGAAUGCAGUCAUUUAUUUGUUUUAUAUUUUUCGUGAUAUCUCACACAAGGUUCCACUGUGUGAUAGUCUAAUGUGUUAAUCAUAUAAAUUUACGAUGAGCAUCCAGGUGUUCUAGUCAGUGUGUACAUGAAACAUUGUCAUUUCAUGGUGUACAUUGCAAUCUAUUGCAUUCUAAAGUCAUCAUAUUGCUCAUACCGUUUUCAAACGUUUGUUUGUGUUAUCCUAGUAGUACCAUGUGUUAGCUUAUACUACACCACAGUAGCAUUGCUUUGAAUCCUCGAGCUGUAUUUUCAUGAUGUGAUACAACUCACAAGUGCCUCUUUACAUUACACUCACAAUGAAUAAGAAUGAUUGAAUUGUACAAUUUCCAAGAGAUACUAAGUGGUAACUUUGUCUGCAGUGGAGGCCGGCAAAGCAGAAUCUAUGUAAAUCAUGUUUUAAGUAUAAACAUUGUGAAUAGUGUGAAAUAUUGAAAGAUAUGUAGCUUCUCUUGAUUUUCUUUUCUACCGCUGAUUAUGUGAGUGGUACCUAGAAUGUACAUCAAAUGAGAUGUUAAAUCUCCUGCAAAUAAACUAAUUUUUUUAUGUGUUCA
Ixodes scapularis (black-legged tick) is the source of this 5337-nucleotide messenger RNA. Its product is annotated as roundabout homolog 3. The transcript is spliced from 13 exons. Lineage: Eukaryota; Metazoa; Arthropoda; Arachnida; Ixodida; Ixodidae. Bases 1 to 2271 code for a protein of 756 amino acids. The record is from RefSeq and is a predicted model, not a curated record.